Hordeum vulgare subsp. vulgare (domesticated barley) is the source of this 1379-nucleotide messenger RNA. RefSeq names its product putative anthocyanidin reductase. Gene Ontology annotation, molecular function: oxidoreductase activity, acting on the CH-OH group of donors, NAD or NADP as acceptor. Lineage: Eukaryota; Viridiplantae; Streptophyta; Magnoliopsida; Poales; Poaceae. The record is from RefSeq and is a predicted model, not a curated record. The transcript is spliced from 5 exons. Bases 127 to 1155 code for a protein of 342 amino acids.
GAUCAGCUCUCGCUGAUAGCAGUCAAGGCCGCACCGCAGUCCGCAUACCUAUAUAUAGAGAGACAGAGAGAGAGGAUCACUAGGCGUCAGGGGAUACAUAUAUAAGAAAGAGACCGGCGGGAGAAGAUGAGCAGGGUGUGCGUCACCGGAGCGGCAGGGUACAUCGCGUCCUGGCUCGUCAAGAAGCUCCUCGAAAGAGGCUGCACCGUCCACGGGACCCUACGGAACCUCGGGGAUGAGAAGAAGACGGGGCUGCUGAGGGGGCUCCCCGGCGCGGCGGAGCGGCUGGUGCUGUUCGAGGCGGACAUCUACGACGCUGCCUCCUUCGAGCCGGCCAUACAGGGAUGCGAGUUCGUCUUCCUCGUCGCCACCCCGCUGCAGCACAGCUCCGGCAGUUCCAAGUACAAGGACACCACCGAGGCAAUCGAGGACGCGAUGCGCGCCAUCCUGCAACAGUGUGAGCGGUCCAAGACCGUGAGACGUGUCAUCAGCACUGGCUCCGUUAUCACGGCGUCGCCGCUCCGGGAGGACGGAGAGGGGUACAUAGAGUUCGUGAACGAAUCCUGCUGGACCCCACUCGGCCUACCCUUUGAUCACAGCAACGAAUUCAUGGAGGAGUAUCUCUCCUCUAAAUGCAUCGCCGAGAAGGAGCUAGUCAAGUACAAUGACCGCCCCUCUGAGGGCAGAGCGUUCGAAGUCGUCGUCCUGUUGCUGGGCCUCGUAGGAGGAGACACCCUCCUACCGUACAUCAACGAGAGCCAGCACUUCAUGCUGUCGCCAUUCACAGGCAUCGAGCCUUACCACAACGCCCUCAGGUUCACGCAGGCUCUCGUCGGCGCCGUGCCGGUGGUGCACGUAGACGACGUCUGCGAGGCGCACGUCUACUGCAUGGAGCGCCAGCGCGACGUCGCCGCCGGCCGGUACCUCUGCGCCACUGCCCACACCAACAUGCAGGAUCUGGUGGAGCACUACGCGGACAAGCACCCGGAACUCAAGCUAGCGCGGAAAGAGGUGGUGGGAGAGGGAGUGAGAGUGCAGGCUAACACAAACAAGCUUGUGGAGUUAGGUUUCAAGUUUAAGUAUGGAGCUAAGGAGGUGCUUGAUGGCACCGUGGAUUGCGGGAAAAAGCUGGGAUUGCUGUCCGUGGCGGAAUGACGGAGGAGGACCGAGGAGCCCCGUGAACAGUAUAAUCAAAAUUGGCUUCACACAAACUGAAUCUCGGUUAUAACAUGGAUGAGCCCAGUAAUUUGCUUGCUACUUUGGAGGGGGUGAUAUGAUACCUAUAGAUGUGUGGAUACUUUUAGCUGAUAUAUGUUUGCGUUCUUGUAAAUCCGUUUCUUGAAACUCGUUGAGGUUAUUAUAUCCUUUUUUAUGGUUAA